This is a messenger RNA of Austrofundulus limnaeus, 5701 nucleotides long. It is a transcript of the gene prex2, whose product is annotated as phosphatidylinositol-3,4,5-trisphosphate-dependent Rac exchange factor 2. Lineage: Eukaryota; Metazoa; Chordata; Actinopteri; Cyprinodontiformes; Rivulidae. Gene Ontology annotation, molecular function: guanyl-nucleotide exchange factor activity; protein binding; GTPase activator activity. Gene Ontology annotation, biological process: regulation of signaling; positive regulation of GTPase activity; intracellular signal transduction. Gene Ontology annotation, cellular component: plasma membrane. The record is from RefSeq and is a predicted model, not a curated record.
AUGACUGGAACAAGGAGCAGGUGAGCUGAUUGUAGAAGACAAACAGCUGUGAGAUGUGGAGAACCAGAGGAGCUAAGCGCACAAUGACUGAGGAGAGCAGGAGUGAACACAGGGCUGAGAGCGGGAAGGACCUGGACAAGCAGCUCCGGUUGCGAGUUUGUGUCUUGAAUGAACUUUUAAAAACGGAACGGGAUUAUGUUGGAACGCUGGAAUUUCUCUCGGUGUUUCUCCAUCGCCUCAACCAGUACGCAGCCACCAAAAUCGACAAAAACAUCACAGAGGAAACCGUGAAGGUUUUAUUCUCCAACAUCGAGGAGAUUCUGGUCGUUCACAGAGACUUCCUGUCCAUGGUGGAGGAGCUGCUGCAGCCCGAGCCYCACGCUCACCAUGAAGUGGCACGCUGCUUCUUGCACUUUAGAAGCCGUUUUCAGAUUUAUGACGAGUACUGCGGGAAUCAUGAGAAGGCCCAGAGGCUGCUGCUGGAGCUCAAUAAGAUCAGGAGUGUCAGAACGUGCUUACUGAACUGCAUGUUGUUGGGAGGCAGAAAAAACACAGAAGUACCACUUGAAGGUUACUUGGUGGCUCCUAUUCAGAGGAUAUGCAAGUACCCGUUGCUGCUCAAAGAACUGUUGAAGAGGACCCCUAAGAGGCACAAUGACUACACCYUGGUCCAGGAGUCUCUGCAGCUGAUGAAGGCUGUGUGCUCUAGCAUCAAUGAAGCAAAAAGGCAGAUGGAGAAACUGGAAAUUUUAGAGGAGUGGCAGUCGCAUAUCGAGGGCUGGGAGGGUUCUAACAUCACGGAUACCUGCACCGAGAUGCUGAUGCAGGGUGUCCUGUUAAAGAUCUCAGCUGGAAACAUACAAGAGAGGAGCUUCUUCUUGUUUGACAAGCUUCUGGUGUACUGCAAGAAGAAAAACAGGCGUUUGAAAAACAGCAAAGCAUCCACAGAGGGUCCACGCUACCUGUUCAGAGGAAGAAUAAACACUGAGGUGAUGGAGGUGGAAAAUGUGGACGAUGGCACAGCUGACUAUCACAGCAGCGGAAACAUUGUGAACAAUGGCUGGAAGAUCCACAACACGGCCAAGAACAAGUGGUUCGUCUGCAUGGCCAAGACCCCCGAGGAGAAACAGGAGUGGCUGGAGGCCAUCAUGAAAGAAAGGGAGCGGAGGAAAAGCCUGAGGCUCGGCAUGGAGCAGGACACCUGGGUGAUGGUCUCAGAGAAAGGAGAGAAGCUCUACAACCUUAUGACCAAAGGAAACCUCAUCAAGGACCGAAAACGCAAGCUUACCACCUUCCCUAAAUGCUUCCUGGGAAUUGAGUUUGUGUCCUGGCUGAUGGAAAUCGGUGAGACAGGCAACCAAGAGGAAGGCGUCCACCUGGGUCAAGCUCUGCUGGAAAACGGCAUCAUCCACCACGUCACAGACAAACACCAGUUCAAGCCUGAGCCUGUGUUGUACCGCUUCCGCUUUGAUGAUGGCACCUAUCAUCCAAGAACUGACAUGCAUGAUGUCAUAGCCAAGGGUGUUCGGCUCUUUUGUCGUCUUCACAGCCUCUUUACUCCUGUCAUCAGGGAUAAGGACUAUCAUUUGCGGACCUACAAAUCAGUGGUCAUGGCUAACAAGCUUAUAGACUGGCUUAUAGCACAGGGGGACUGCAGAACGAGAGAUGAAGCGGUGWUCUUGGGGGUAGAGCUUUGCGACAAUGGCUUCAUGCAUCACGUGUUGGAAAAGAGCGAAUUCAAGGAUGAGCCUUUGUUGUUCCGUUUCUUUGCUGAUGAGGAGAUGGAGGGAUCCAACACUAAACACAAACCGCUGAAGCACGAUUUGAAAAUAGUUGAAAAUGUCAUCACAAAGUCUCUCCUGAUAAGACCAAGUGACGGAAGCUAUGGCUUUACUCUGGAAGAAAGAAACCGUGUACCCAUCAUCAAAUCUGUGGAGAAAGGCUCCCCAGCUGAGAUGGCUGGCCUGGAAGUGGGGAAGAAGUUGUUUGCCAUAAACGGAGACCUGGUGUUCCUGCGUCCUUUCUCUGAAGUGGAAGUUGUCCUCAGGCAAUGUUUCAACAACAAGGGACCCCUUAGGGUGUUGGUCAGCACCAAGCCAAGAGAGACGAUAAAGAUCCCGGACUCUGCUGAUGGGUUGGGCUUCCAGAUUCGAGGAUUUGGGCCCUCUGUGGUUCAUGCUGUUGGAAGAGGCACGGUGGCUGCCACCGCCGGUCUCCACCCGGGCCAGUGCAUCAUCAAGGUAAACGGCAUCAACGUGAGCAAAGAGAGCCACGCCAGUGUCAUCGCUCAUGUCACCGCGUGCAGGAAGUACAGGCGACCGACCCAGCAAGACACAAUUAAGUGGGUUUACAACAACAAUGAGAGUGCUGAGGAGGAAAACCGGAAAACUAACCAGAAACCCACCCCUGAGGAGAACGGAGACGGCUUUGACUGCAAAGUAGAAGAAGUGAUGGACAAAUUCAAUACAAUAGCCAUCAUUGAUGGGAAGAAAGACCACGUAAGUCUGACCGUGGACAAUGUCCACYUGGAGUACGGCGUGGUGUACGAGUAUGACAGCACAGCUGGCAUCAAGUGCCACGUUCUGGAGAAAAUGGUUGAACCGAAAGGAUUCUUCAGCCUCACGGCUAAGAUCCUGGAGGCGCUGGCACGUAACGAUGACCUGCUGGUGCAGAUGUGCGGCAGRUUGAGUUCCAGCUGCGACGUGAUACCUGAGGAAAUACAGGUACGCUUCAAUGCCAUGUGCAGUGAGAGGGUGGAGCACAUCAACCGACGCAUCACCAACUACAGAAAGUUUUCUAGGGUGCUAAAGAACAGAGCCUGGCCCACCUUCAAGCAAGCCAAGGCCAAGGUCUCCCCCCUCCACAGCAGCGACUUCUGCCCAACAAACUGCCACAUAAAUGUGCUGGAGGUGUCCUACCCCAAAACCACCACUUCUCUGGGCAGUGCCUUCGGCGUGCAGCUGGACAGCAGGAAGAACRCUCCGGAGAAGAGCAGGCGCAGCUCUGCGGAGAACGGUAAGCUGAACCCCACGGUGAGUGUCCAGCAUACCAUCACCACCAUGGCCGCUCCUUCUGGUCACAGCCUGGGUCGUACAGAGGGACACGGGCUUCGUUUUCUCCUCAGAGAAGAUGACCUGCUCACCCUGGAUGCCUAUCAGAAACUUCUUUAUAAACUCACUGCUGCUGUUCAGGAGAUGGAAACGCACGGUGCUCACAUUCAUGACCUUCUAUCUUCCAUCACCUACCCUCCAGCGUCAGAGGCGGGGCACCCAGAGAGCUACAUUUCUGCAGAAAGUGAAGGAGAGAGAGGUGAGAGGAAUGGGAAGAAGGUGUGUUUCAAUGUGGCGGGAGACGAGCAGGAGGACUCCGGACACGACACAAUCAGCAACAGAGACUCGUACAGCGACUGUAACAGCAACAGGAACUCCAUCGCCUCCUUCACCAGCAUCUGCAGCAGUCACUGCAGCUCCUACCUUCACAGCGACGAGAUGGACUCAGGAGAUGAGAUGCCCUCUAGUGUGUGGCUGUCCCAUGACAAGCAGAAGAAACUUCAAAGCUUUCUGGAGCAUCUGUUUAGCCAGGUGGAUUCAAUCAGCAGCAUGCUGAGAGGAGCGGUGGUGGCUCGGUCCUUUGAACAGACCAAGUGUUUCAUGCCUGGAAGAGGAAUACAAGAGUUCCAGCAGGAGAUGGAGCCCAGGGUAAACUGCACCAAAAAGAUGCGUCUCCAUGUCAAACAGGACCCGUGGAAUCUUCCCAACAGCGUUCAGGCGCUGACGCAAACCAUGUCCAAAUACGUUGAGGAGGUGAAGACACGACUACUCUUGGUGCUACUGCAGUACACGGACUCAGAGAUCCAGUUACGUCGAGACAUGGUUUUCUGUCAGUCUUUAGUUGCAGCGGUGUGUGCUUUCUCAGAGCACCUGCUGGCUGUCCUCAACCAGUUCCACAACGUAGGAAAAGAGCUGGACCAGGACUUCCCAGACUCUCAGGAUCUUCAAGAAGCCAGCCACCGGUGGCUGGAGCAGAUCGAGAGUGCCGGCCUACUGUUUCUCUUCCAGUCCCUCCUCUCCCCUAAUCUGACUGACGAGCAGGCCAUGCUAGAGGACACUCAGGUGGCUCUGAUAGAUCUGGAGAAAGUCACUUUCUACUUCCAGCAAUUUGAAGGAGAACCACUUGUUGCCAAUAUGCCCAUUUCAUACCAGGUGGAAGGCACCCGCCAGGCCUUGAAGGUCUGCUUCUACCUUGAGAGCUGCUACUUCUCCCUGCUGCCUUACAGGCUGAAGAACGGAGGUGGAGUCAAAAUCUUCCCAGUACUCUUUACACAAGCACUGGAGAGUAUGGAGGGAUACUACUACAGAGACAACGUCUCCGUGGAGGAAUACCAGGCCCAAAUUAAUGCUGCUUCRCUGGAGAAGGUCAAACAGUACAACAAGAGACUGAGGGCUUUUUUCCUCGAUCAGUCCAAUGUGCCACCGAGCGCUGCUCCCAAAGCUGCCCUAAUAGAUAAGUUAAUGCGGCCCCUGAAUGCUCUGGAGAAACUCUACCGUCUGAUGGAGAGUUUCAUCAGCUGCCGCCGCACUGCUGCCUGUCAGAACACCGCCUGCGGGGCCUCGGGAGUCGGGCUGCUCACUGUGGCUUCUGAGCUCUGCUCCCGUCUGGGGGCCACACACGUCGUCAUGUGCAACAGCGGUGUUCAUCGCUGCACUCUGAGUGUGACACUGGAGCAGGCCAUCCUGUUGGCCCGGAACCACGGCCUUCCGCCUCGCUGCAUCAUGCAGGCCACUGAUGUCAUGAGGAAACAGGGAGCAAGAGUUCAGAAUUCUGCCAAGAACUUGGGAGUGAGAAAUCGAACCCCGUCGUCAGUCCCGAGGUUGUACAAGCUGUGCCAGCCUCCACCCGCAGACGGGGACCCAUAAUGCAUUGCUCUCAGGAAGGUGCUGSAGAAGUCUCCAGGUUCAACGUUUUCCCUCCAUCCAUAUGUUAAUCUGAUUAAAGAUGUUUUAUAUAUGUGCAGACUAUCUGCCUUCAAUGUAAAUAAAGUUUCCUUUAGUAAAUAUUAUAUUUUUAACUCUUGUACUGUAUACAUAUAUAUGUAUUUUAAUGUCAUAGACUAGACAGUGACUUGGUGACAAAUUAGUUCAAUAAAAAUACUUCCUUUCACUGAAAUAAGCUUUGUUUUUAUGAAGACCAUUUGCUUUUGUUAGGUUAAAUUGCAUAUGAAGUAAAAAAAAUAAGGAUACUGGGUGUAAUUUGGCAUAUUUGUCAAAAUCAGCUGUUUAUUUGCCUCAUUUUCAUAUUUUGUCAUUUCUUUCUUUAAGCACAUAAAUGGGUUUUUUUACAUCAUGCUGUAAAAAUGCAUAUUUUAGCCAAACGGUUAAAAGAUUUAUUAUAUUGUUUUGGAGACUAAGAGUGCUGCAUGCAGAUUCCCAAUCAUUUCACAUUAUUAAUGCGGUUGUUUCUGAGCAUUAUUGUGUUUUUCACAUAAACAGCACUCAGGAUUAAAGCAUCUCUGACUCAUAUUUUGGACGGAACUCACCACUAUGCAAACAGAGAUGAUUAAAUACACAAAUAAGCUCUAGUACUGUUCACAAAUAUGUUUCUGAGCAAAAAGGAUUAUUUUUGUUCUGCAUAUUUCCUUUCAAACUAAAAUGCUGACAUGUAAACAGUUUGUAAAAUAUAUUAAAGCAGAUAAGUCAUUUUA